AUGCUACUGAGCGGAGCUCCUCCUACGGGCUCCGGCCCCGGGCCGCGGGCGCAGGGCAGCGCGGGGGGCGGCCCCGGGGGAUCUCGCCGCGGGGCUGGGGGUGCGGGGACCGGCCCAGGAGGGGGAGGCAGUGGCGGAGUCGCAAAGUGGCUGCGGGAGCACCUGGGCUUCCGCGGGGGCGGCGGCGGAGGGGGCGCCAAACCCGCCCCCCCAGAGCCCGACUACCGCCCCCCAGCGCCCUGCCCGGCCGCGCCCCCUGCGCCGCCCCCGGACAUCCUGGCCGCCUACCGGCUGCAGCGAGACCGCGACUUCGAGGACCCCUACUCCGGGGGCUCGUCUGCGUCCGCCGCCCUUUCCACCCCAGCCGUCCCUGGCCCCACUCCGCCCCCGCGCCAUGGCUCACCCCCGCACCGCCUCAUUCGGGUCGAGACCCCCGGCCCCCCAGCGCCCCCUCCGGACUCCGGACCCCCUGCCAGCAGCGACAGGUUGGCAAUCCUAGAGGACUAUGCGGACCCAUUUGAUGUUCAGGAGACUGGUGAAGGCUCAGGAGGAACUUCAGGAGUUCCAGAGAAGGUCCCUGAGAAUGAUGGCUACAUGGAGCCCUAUGAGGCCCAAAAGAUGAUGGCUGAGAUCCGGGGUUCUAAGGAGACAGCAGGUCAACCCCUACCUCUCUAUGACACACCCUAUGAGCCAGAAGAUGAGGGGGCCAGCCCGGAAGGUGAGGGGACGCCCUGGCCCAGGGAGUCCCGCCUGCCUGAGGAUGACGAGAGGCCUCCGGAAGAGUAUGACCAGCCCUGGGAGUGGAAGAAGGAACGGAUUUCCAAAGCCUUUGCUGCCCAGUUUGAAGGAUCGGAGAAGAAUUGCCUGUCACCUGGCCGGGAGGAGAAGGGGCGGCUACCUCCCAGGCUAUCUGCUGGGAACCCCAAGUCAGCCAAGCCUCUAGGCAUGGAACCCAGCAGUCCCCUUGGGGAGUGGACAGAUCCAGCACUGCCUCUGGAAAACCAGGUCUGGUACCACGGGGCCAUCAGCCGAACAGAUGCCGAGAACCUGCUGAGGCUGUGCAAAGAGGCCAGCUACCUGGUGCGCAACAGUGAGACCAGCAAGAAUGACUUCUCUCUCUCCCUCAAGAGCAGUCAAGGCUUCAUGCAUAUGAAGCUGUCCAGGACCAAGGAACACAAGUAUGUCUUGGGCCAGAACAGCCCACCCUUCAGCAGUGUCCCUGAAAUCGUGCACCACUAUGCCAGCCGCAAGCUGCCCAUUAAGGGAGCGGAACACAUGUCCCUGCUCUACCCUGUGGCCAUCCGGACUCUGUAGAUGUGAGACCUGGACCCAGCCCUUGUCGCCUGCACGAGGGCUCCGGUUCUUACCAAGGACAUGCUAGAAACCUGGCUUCCCCUUGUCCUAGGAUCUAAUAGGCGCUGAAGAUUUCUUAAUUUAUUAUAAAGGGGAGGGAAUCUUGGGCCUUGGAAUAAAGGGACUGUAUGGAGCUGGGAACAGAGGAAAGCCUGAGGAGGAAGGGGGUCUCCCAGCCCUAGUGAGACACUAGGGAGGAAGUGGCGACCUCCCGCACCACCCACCCUCCGCCUCCUCCCCUCUUCCCGUCCCCCACCCCCAGCCCCUGUCCCCAGCGGGCUCGCCCGCCCGGGCUCCCGGCCAAAGGCUUGGCCAAGGAGAACCGCGGCCGCCGGCGCCGCCCAGGGGUUGGCGGGAGGGGGCGGGGAACGAGCCAGACUAUAAAUCAGCGCUGGAGCCAAUGCCGGCUGCCUACGAAAAGUA
Molecule: messenger RNA, 1776 nt
Organism: Grammomys surdaster
Lineage: Eukaryota; Metazoa; Chordata; Mammalia; Rodentia; Muridae
Gene: Shf
Product: Src homology 2 domain containing F
Exons: 6
Coding region: 1-1314 (437 amino acids)
Molecular function (GO): phosphotyrosine residue binding
Source: RefSeq, a predicted model, not a curated record